CCGUUCAUCAUGGCGAUCUGAGAAAAAUAAUUUUUGCUCAAAAAUAAAAUAAAUAAUCAAGAGAAUUGUAAUUGCUGCGAAUGCAAAUGUGAUUACGCGAAACGUGAGUUCAAAUAGGACGCUGCGCGAAAUCCGACGGAUACGGACGGUUUUCAGCCAGUAACAAGUGCCUGGCGUGUGUGUCUGCGGCGGCAAAAAACCCAAAUGUAAAAUAUAUAACAAAAUCCCAACUACCCCAAGACUUUGUCGUGCGAAAGUGGCGGCCCAAGUGGGCGUAGUGGGUUUGGCAGUGGGAAAGCGCGCAGAUUACCCACUCAGACUUGCAGAUGCUCGUUGAGAAACCAAAAUAGUGAACCAAGCGCCAGCAAAAACCUGCAAAAAACCAAAGUGUGCAAAAACAACGAACAAUAACAAAAGGAAGCAAGCGGAAGGUAGCAGUGUACUAACUCGCCCGUGGAGAAGUGCGGAGCACAGAACUGCAAAGUGGCGUCGCUACUGGAUAUCCGGGCUGGGGCAGCAGCGGCGUCCAUGUCCACGGGGCAACAAGGGUGGACCACCAAGAACCACGACCGCACCACAGCCAGGAGAACGCAGCAACAGCCGCAGCCGGUGUGGUGUCGCCAACUUUGGCCUUAAGCAUGUAGUCUAGCAGCAAAGAACCCGUUCUCUAACAAGCACAAGACACAAGGGACAAGGUACCAAACGUAGCAAAAACACACACAAAUCCAAUCAACACCAAUGAAAAAUGUCACAAAGAGGUAAGCGCGGUAAUCAGCAUCACCACCAGUCGCACCAUCCGCCGCCGCAGCAGCAGCGCAAGGAUGUUGAGCCGCCGCCCACCAAGCGGCGCAAAGGCAGGCCGCCCAAUGGGGCGACUACGACUGGAGUCGGAUCUGCAGCGGGUCUAGCAGCUCCGGGGUCAGAGCGGGUUCCAGGUCUACCUCUAAGCAACAGCAAGCAUGACCAACAGGGGGAGCCAGAUGCUGAAGCAGGAGGAGGCGAAGGAAGAACAGCGGUAGGCGCCGGCAGCACUAGCAAAUCCAAGUCAACGAAGCUGGCCAAGUCGACAAGCAAAUGCAAGUCGCAAGGGGCGAGUUCGAGCAGCUCCUGGCAGGCGCGCUCUGUCGCGGACAUUAAGAUGUCGAGCAUCUACAAUCGCAGCUCAACGGAAGCCCCAGCUGAACUUUACCGCAAGGAUCUCAUUAGCGCAAUGAAAUUGCCAGACUCUGAGCCGCUGGCCAACUACGAGUAUUUAAUAGUAACGGACCAAUGGAAGCAAGAAUGGGAGAAGGGCGUGCAAGUGCCCGUCAACCCGGACUCCCUUCCGGAGCCAUGCGUUUACGUUCUGCCCGAGCCUGUUGUGUCCCCGGCACACGACUUUAAGCUUCCGAAAAAUCGUUAUCUGCGCAUUACCAAAGACGAGCACUACUCGCCGGAUCUGCAUUACCUGACGAAUGUCGUUGCCUUGGCGGAAAACACUUGUGCCUAUGAUAUAGAUCCCAUUGACGAAGCCUGGCUGCACCUCUACAACGGAGAUCGUGCCCAGUGCGGUGCUUUUCCCAUCAACGCUACGCAGUUUGAGCGCGUUAUUGAGGAGCUGGAGGUUCGUUGCUGGGAACAAAUUCAAGUCAUACUUAAACAGGAGGAAGGCUUGGGUAUCGAAUUCGAUGAGAAUGUCAUCUGCGAUGUUUGUCGGUCACCCGACUCUGAGGAGGCCAAUGAAAUGGUAUUCUGUGAUAAUUGCAAUAUCUGUGUGCACCAAGCUUGUUACGGCAUUACAGCGAUUCCAUCAGGCCAAUGGCUCUGUCGCACUUGCUCCAUGGGCAUCAAGCCAGAUUGCGUUCUUUGUCCGAACAAGGGCGGCGCCAUGAAGUCCAACAAGUCGGGAAAGCACUGGGCACACGUCUCCUGCGCCCUGUGGAUACCCGAGGUCAGCAUUGGGUGUGUGGACCGCAUGGAACCCAUUACGAAAAUUUCAAGCAUUCCUCAGUCGCGCUGGUCUCUGAUCUGUGUGCUUUGCCGUAAGCGCGUUGGCAGCUGCAUCCAGUGCUCAGUAAAGCCAUGCAAAACCGCAUAUCAUGUGACCUGCGCGUUCCAGCACGGCUUAGAAAUGCGUGCAAUCAUCGAAGAAGGCAAUGCUGAGGACGGCGUGAAGCUGCGCUCCUAUUGCCAAAAACACAGCAUGAGCAAGGGUAAGAAGGAGAAUGCUGGUGGCCAUGGCGGAGGUAGUGCCUCAGUCGCAAGCGCCAUGCACAAAGCGAACAGGUACGGCAGUAGCACAGGCGGGGCAGCAGAUGAUGUCAGCAACGCGUACGGGACAUCUGGAGAGGAUCCCCGCAGGCGGAAAAAUCAUCGAAAAACCGAACUGACCUCCGAGGAGCGUAACCAAGCGAGGGCUCAGCGUCUUCAGGAGGUGGAGGCUGAGUUCGAUAUGCACGUUAACAUUAAUGACAUAAGUUGCCAUCUCUUUGAUGUUGAUGACGAUGCCAUUAUUGCCAUAUACAACUAUUGGAAGCUCAAGCGAAAGUCUAGACACAACCGCGAACUAAUCCCGCCAAAAUCCGAAGACGUGGAGAUGAUAGCACGCAAGCAAGAGCAGCAUGACAUGGAAAAUCAUAAACUAGUGGUUCACUUGCGACAGGACUUGGAGCGAGUUCGUAAUCUUUGCUAUAUGGUCAGUCGAAGAGAGAAGCUUUCGCGAUCUCUCUUUAAGCUUCGCGAGCAGGUCUUCUACAAGCAGCUCGGAGUGCUGGAUGAAAUGCGCCUCGAGAAGCAACAACCGAAGCAGGAUGAAAAGCAGCGGCCAGUAAUGGACCUGGACGCAGUCAUCUACGCCAACGACGGACCCACUUUGUACGACCGCUUUUACAGCUCAGCUGGAGGACAAACUGUGCCGGCGCAGUACCAGGAUUUAAAGUAUAUUCUCGAACAGCUGAUGGGUAAGAAACAGAGUGGUAAACAGGGACGUGGCCGUGCUUCUCAGUCUCCUAACAAGCGCAAACAGCCCGCAAAAGCCUCGCCCAAUAAAAAGCUCAAUAAUGGCGCCCUCAGCUCCCGCACGUCUUCGCCUGAGAAGCCAGCGGGAUCAUCGAGUAAGGUGGGACCGACUGUCGCUAAGGUACGGGGAUCCCCGCCUGGGAAGCCGCCUACAGGGAGGCGUGCCUCAAAGAGCAGCGCGGCGGCGGCGACGUCGACCCACAACAGAAAUCAAUUGCCCCCAAAUAUCCGCAAUAGCGCGUCCUCCCAUUCGUCAAGCGGCAGUUCAUCAUCGGGUAAUUCCAGCUCGGCGAAUAACAGCAGUAGUUGCGAUAGUUCAUCUGGAAGUGAAUCGGGUAGUGAGAGCGGAAGCUCCAGCGCGGCCAGCGGAGUCUCCAACCGAAAGUCUUCCUCAGGAAGAAGCCCCCUUAAGAAGCAAACCUAUGCCCGCUCCGUUCAACAGCGGCAGAAACAGCGCCAGCAUCGCCAAAGUGAAGCAGCUACGGGUCUGUCUGCAGCGUCUCCGGAUUCCAGGUCCGCAAGCAGCUCCAGCGAAGACGAAGGCGAUCGUCGUAAAAGUGGGCAAGACCCAGAGCGCGGGACGAGACGUGGACCAGUCCACAGCAAACCAGUACCUAACAAAAGCCAGCCAACUAAGUCAAAACCAAUCACAGAAACAGGUGCUGGUGCGUCAGGGAGAAGAAAACUGUCCACGACAACACGAGGACUUGCCCAAAUGGACAAAGAUGCCGAGGAGAGCUUGUCGAGCGACGAAAGUGAAGAGUUGCUGCCUCUGAGGCGCGAACGGCCUGAGAUCAUAACGACGUCUGGACUGCUUCCGACUGGCGACUCGGCCACAAGUCGAAAGAUGGGCCAGCACAUAUACUCCGACUCGGAAAGCAGUUCCUCUUCCCAGGGAAAAGACCCGGAGGAGCAGGCAACUGUGGAAAGUAACGUGAGUGAUUCACAAAACCAGCAGACGAUUCGAACGAAGGCGGCUAUGAAAGAGUUUGUGCCAGGAACAGCCGCCACAACCGCCAACACUCCCCAAGCUGCGUCAUCGGCUAGCAAAGCUAAGUCGAUCCGUGAAGGAAAGGACGCGAAGGACGGAGCUAGCAGUACCAUUAACAGCAUCAGCACAAAGUGUAAAACGAAUUCGAAUGCCAAGUUGCCAUAUCCGGCAGAUCUCCUUGUGGUGCCACAGCGACAGGCAGCCAAAAAGGCAUCCGAAAACAUGCGGUCCACGAAUCUCGCCACAACGCUUCAACCAGAUGCCUCUGACAGAGUCCGAGAGCCGGAAACGAACUCAUCAAGUGCCAAAAGCAGGCUUAAUGCCUCAUGCUCCCGAGCAGCGCUUGACACGGAUAAGUCCAGUCUCGAGAAAGUCCGACAAAAGGAGCAACCACAAAAAGGGGGUGGGAAGGCAUCCGAAAACGCACCCGCGGAACGUGGAAAGCGUGGAAGACCACCAAAGGUUGCAAAGGACCCGCGUCCACUUCUGUCUACUUCGGAAAAAGAAAAGGCUCCGGUUCCCACGCCGCCUCAAACCAAGGCCCCACCUGUCGCCAGUGCCCCAGCCAAGUUAAACUUUGCCGUAUCCCUGGUUCCUCAACGUCAAGCGGCUAAGAAGGCAGCGGAACAGUUGAAAAGUAGCAAACCGGUACCAGAAUCUUUCUCAACUGGGAACGACAUUUCGGAUAAGGAACCAGUGACGCUAGCGACUGGACAUGGAACGGGACCGUCUGCGUCAGUUACACCGGCUCGACGGACCUCACUUAAGGAAUCACAAAUUACUCCAAAGGAAGUCUUAAGUAGUAAGAGAAGGUCGAAAGAAGAUCCGGCAGCGACUCCUAUAAAGACUCCAGUCAAGCGCCGCGUAGCGGCACCCAAUCUUUCAAGUUCCAGCUCCGGGGACAGCGACAGCUCCAGUUCUUCCAGCAGCUCGGGAAGCAGUUCGAGCAGUGGCGCAAGCGACUCCGAUAGCGAGUCUCAGGCCAGUGAUUCGGGGAAACCAUCAAACAGAGAGCCUGCACAGGUCACUCCGUCAGUUCCUUCUGUGUCCUCCAAUAUGCCAAAGCGUUCACCUCGCAAGUCUUUGGACAAACCGGCAAUAUCCGCCGUAACCGUUGCACCAGCACCGCAGCCUCCAGCUACGCGGUCUCGUCAGAACUCUACUACAAAAUCGCCAAAGAGAGCAUUACAGAAGCCAGUGGCAAACGCUCAGGAGGAUAUCUCAAGUACUCCCAAGGCACAGUUGCUCCGCCGACAGGGGUCUUUAGAAGAGGGGGCAAAGCAAGCCCACUCAGAACAGGCCACAAAGCGGGCGACCCGUGGCUCCAAAUCGAGGCCUCCCUCACCCACCGCCAAAUCCUCUCCAGAAAAGACAACUUCCAGGCGCAAAUCCCGAACGGAUGACUCACCGAAGAAGGUGGCAAAUUUGGAACAUGAAAUUAACCAAAGGAAAGCAGCCAGCGGCAAGGCAACUAGUUCGCUGGACAAGCUUCUGAACAAGAAGCAGCAGCAGAUGAACCCUUCUGUACCAGCGACACCAGCACCAAUGUCACCGACGCCACCUGCUUCCGCCAUACCCAUAGUGAAAAUUCAACGUGAUCCCGAAGAGGCGCCCAUUCAACAGACCAACCUGGAACCAGAUGCGCAGGCUGAACCCGAGCCGGAGACCGACACUGCGGCAGAAGCUGGUGAACUGCCUAUGGAUAUUGAUGAGGAGCUGACUACCGCUCCAACGCGUACGCAACUGUCCGCCAAUGCGAGUAAAUUAGCGGACAUUAUCGACGAUGAGCGACCCCCUGCUGCUCCGCUUCCAGCUUCGCCCACACCUACUCCUACCUCUAAUGACGAGUUGUCCGACGCCGGAAGUGAUCUAAGCGAGCGAAGGCGCAUUCGCUGGCGGUCCAGGCGGAGAAGGAGAAGACGCAGCCACGAGCCGGACGAGGAACAUACGCAUCACACUCAACACCUUCUCAACGAGAUGGAAAUGGCCAGGGAGUUGGAGGAGGAACGUAAGAACGAGCUACUUGCGAAUGCAAGUAAAUACUCGGCGUCCACCUCCUCUCCAGCAGUCACGGUUAUUCCUCCCGACCCGCCGGAAAUCAUUGAACUUGACUCAAACUCUGCGAACUCUGGAGCAGAUCAGAAUCAGCUACUGCUGCAAGAGCAAUCCUUGCCGGCUCCGCUUGUUGUGCAGUCCCCGGCAGCAGAGGUGGUACAAAAAGCUAUUCAGCAACAACUGAUUCCUUCGCAUCAGCCUCUUAUCGAGCAACUUCCUGUCGAGCACUUGCCGCCAGUGUUGACGGAGCCCAUCGUUGACACAAUACUCGAGAUGGAAGACAGCAAAUUCGCAAAUAACUUUGCGUCGAGCUUAGCCAGCGUGUUAAAUCCACCCAAUCCAGGGCAGAUAAGCCUCCUUGGUUCUAGCAUGGAUAGGGGAAAACAAAUAAGUGAAGAAGAUAGUAUUCAAGCAACCAGAAACCUCUUGGAAAAACUACGCAAAACUAAGCGCAAGCCACAGGAUGACUGUUGUUCCAAGGAGGCAGUCGAUUUAUUGCCACCAACUCCAGCCAUUCCGUCGGUAUUCCCUUUCCACAAUGCUGCGGACCCUGAGGAUAUUAUUCACGCCCAGAAAGAACAGCAGCAACAACAACAGCAACCACAAACUUGUAUUUAUGGCAACUCAUCUGGACCAAACUCUGUGGCCUCAUUGACCAUUAAGGAUUCGCCCAUGACAGCAAACAGUGGAAGCUAUGCAAACAGCCUUACCAGCACUCCAAAUGCCACACCCACCAAUGCAACAAUGAGCAAUCUGGGACCCGGCAGUGGCUUCCAAGUCAAUUUUCCGAACUCUCAGCAAGCCCCUACGUUGAGUCUCUUCCUGGAAAAAUCACCCCACCAAAAAGGAGCUUGUCCGCUACCCAGCAAUGGUGGAGCCCCUCCUGGAGCAGCUGGACCCACUCCCGACUUUGUAGAUUUGGCAGCAGCAGCGGUGAAGAACACUCUCGGUAGCUUUCGCGGAGCAGCUGCCGUUCCCACACAGUCCGGAGCGGCCGGCACCAACAAGAUCAGCGACUACGAUGAGAACACACGCAUGCAGUCGCCUUUUGGGAGGAUUCCGUGGAACGAAAAUGAUCUUAUUGCGGAGAGAAGGAGUAGCUCGCCCAGCUCAGUGUCGGAAUCCAAUGACCCUCCUCCGCCACCUGCAGCAGCAGUGGCGGCAGCAGCAUCGGCGGCCCGUACACUCGCCCAGCUUGAAAGCUGUAAAAACUACUUUAACAGCUAUGCAAGUGGAAAUGGAGGACCUAGCAGCGCUACAAAUGCUACGACGCCCUUUAACCAUGCUCCGAUAAACGGUAUCGAUGCCCUACCAAUAUUCAACAAUUCUACGGCGCCGCAGCAUCAACGGACAACGCCAACUCAUCAGCAGCAACAGCAGAGAACUCCAAACAGUCAGUACAAUGGAGGUAUCUAUCCCCAGCUUGCGGCCAUGAUGCACCCACAGACAACGCCGACGGAAACGUCACCUAGCUUGUAUGGCAAUGGCACUGUUGGCGGUGUCGGUCCUGUACAGCCAGCGACACUACCUCCGCCGCCUCAGGGCAACCAAUACUCCGGAACACCUUAUUCCUCGGCCGGCCUGGGGAUGCUUCCUGUGCAACAGGCUGCGCUUCCGCCCGUUCCCGUUCAGACCACGACAACGCCAAAUCAUCAAUUUGCCUUGACAUCGCCGGUGGAUGGAAAGAUGCCGACUUAUCCGAGUCAGCUGCUAAGCAGCUGUGCUGAAGCAGGCGUGUCCUCCAUGAUGCCACCAACGCCCCCGGUUCCAGUCACAGCCAAGGAGUCGCCGAGCAAGAGGAGCAGCGUCAGUAGUGGCAGUUCAUCCAAGAAGCAGUCGCACAAAUCCCCUCAACUGACGCAAGGAAAAUCGCCCGGAAAGUCGCCCCGUCAGCCUCCAACUCCUCCCGCACCAGUUCCCGUGGUGGCUUUGCCGCCAACCAAAUACGACCUGCAAACGCACACGUUGCAGGGCAAGCCACGUCAGCGAGCUCCGCGAGGAAGCGGCGCGUCUGGAGCGCAGGGCAGGGGCAGAGGACGUGGAAGGGGUAGAGGACGGGGUGCUGGGACUGCUAGUGGAAUGGCCAUGGUCCUGCCGCCGCCAAUGACAGAUUAUGGCAGCAACACCCAUAUUGUUAACAACUUGGUCGGAACGCCCUUUGAAUUUAACAACGAGUUCGACGACAUGGCAGGACCAGGUGUGGAGAAUCUGCAGUCGCUUAGGGACCGCCGUAGAAGCUUUGAGCUGCGAACGCCACGAGGACAGAAUAAGUCAACUACUACGCCAACUACCACAACAACCACCAAUCCCUUGUUGCAGCCAGUACUACCCGGACCUGUGGACAUGAGAACCUAUAAUCUUGGAUUCGAGGCGCCCCACAGUACGGCCUCCCAAGAAGCCUACCAAAAUAAUCUGCUGGGGGCCUUCGACUCGGGAACCGCAGAUCAAACUCUCAGCGAGUUUAACGAAGAGGACGAACGCCAGUUCCAGUCGGCUCUUAGAGCUACUGGCACUGGAACUUCUCCCAGCAAGCAGCCCUCAGCGCCUACGGCACCAGUGACAGUUCCAACUGCUCCCAAUCCGCCACCUACAGCAAGCCUCCUUCUGCAUUCCACUGAAGCGAACCAAAUGGCACUCAGCGCGGUUGCUGCGGGCGCUGCAACUCACUUGGUGGAAGGCUCGCUGGUUGAGGCUUCUUUGGAGGCUACGUCUGAGGAGGUCUCAAUCGACUCGGACAGUACAAUACUACACACCAAGACGUCCAUCUCCGAUGCCCGAAGUCAGCUUAAACUUAAGAUCAAGAGCCCACUGGUCUACCCGGAACACUUUAACGCCUUGACGAACAGCAACAGUCUGACUCUGUCCAGUACGCUGGUGCAGGCCUCCAAUGCAGUUCAGACCACCGUGUCCACUUCGACGAUAGUGAGUGCGUCAUCCGCCGUAAGCGGCAAUUCGCGCCGGAUGAGAAAGAAGGAACUGCUCAGUCUCUAUGUGGUGCAAAAGGAUAACCACAACGACGACAGCUCGUGCGGCCUGCCCGCCGCUUCCGACAACUUGCCGCUGGAUAACCUGCUGCGAAAGUCGGAAGAAGAAGAUGAACUGUCGGGCAGCAAUGGGUCAAAAAGGUUCAAGAAGAACUCCAGCAGUAGGGAACUCCGCGCACUUGACUCGAACUUGUCCCUGGUGGAGGAACAAAUGCUCUCCGGCGCUUCUGGAACGGGUGCGGGAACAUCAUCCGGCGAUGGCAGAAGACGUAGCGCUUGCAGCUCUGGCAGCAACAACGACAACAAUGGCAAGACGGGAGCUGCCAGCAGUGCAGGUAAGCGGCGGGGAAGGAGUAAAACUCUUGAAAGCAGCGAAGAUGACCACCAGGCCCCCAAACUGAAGAUUAAAAUCAGGGGAUUGGCGGCGAACGAGACUCCCUCCGGCAUUUUCAAUGCGGGCGAGGGACAGAGCUACAGCUAUGAGAUGACCCGCAGGGCUUGUCCUCCCAAGAAACGUUUAACAAGCAACUACACUCUCACGCUGGAGGAGAUCAAAAGGGACUCGAUGAACUACCGCAAAAAGGUUAUGCAGGACUUUGACAAGGGCGAGGACAACAAUAAGCGGGAGGCCCUUGUCCAAGAAGGGGAGUCCCUUAUAAUGCCCCAGCCCCCCAGCAAGCGACCUAAGUCUUCCAAGCCCAAAAAGGAUAAGAAGGAAAAGAAGCGCCAGAAACAGCAACAGCUUAUCCUCAGCAGCAGUACAAACACCAUGACGACUACGUUGAUUGAGAACACGGCCAGUGCGUCGCCAGGAGAUAAGCCCAAGCUGAUCCUGCGUUUUGGCAAACGAAAAGCGGAGACCACCCCAAAGACAGCCUGCCCUGAACAGCCACAGACGGAGGCACCGGCACCCCUGCGCUUUAAAAUAGCCAGAAACUCAUCAGGCGGCAACUACAUAAUAGGUACCAAGGCGGACAAGAAGGAUGAGCCAAUGCCAGAGAACACUUCCCCGGUAACGGAACUCCCGCUCAUUGCGCCCCAAGAAGAGGCUUCUCCACAGGGCCUGCUGCUCAACAACUUUACGCCGCACUCCCAAAAUGCCAACGCAUCGCCAGCCCUACUUGGCAAGGACACGGGCACCCCAUCGCCGCCCUGCUUGGUGAUAGACUCUAGCAAGAGCGCCGACGUGCACGACUCCACAUCUCUGCCUGAGAGCGGCGUGGCUGCCAUGGGCGUGCCGACGUCCCUUGUGGGCGCCACAACGCCUCUGUGCGUCAACGUUGGAAACUACGAAAACAGCAACAACUCACUGCCCUCGGCCAGUGGCACCGGAUCGGCUUCCAGCAACUCCUGCAACAGCAACUCGAACAACAACAACAACAACGGAAGUGGAGGAGGACCUGCCAGCGGGGGAGGCAGUUUACUUCCAUUGAAAAAAGACUGUGAGGUUAGAUGAUAAUCGUAGAGCGCGAGAGUGCCGCUUUUACGCGUAUCCUUUCCCGUCCCUUCGUUCAUUUAAGCCUUCGAUUCCCCCUUCCUUUGUGAUUUGAUUCCUUGCCCUUGCCCAUUUCAGAGUGUUAGCCUUUGUUGUAAAUUAUUGAAAAUCAGUCCCCAACCAAACCUUAAAUUGUACAGUUAGUUCUUAACCCGAUAUCCUUCUUUUAUCUGUCUGUAACUGGUUUGUUGGAAUCGCAUCAGCGUAAACAAGAUAUUAUUCUAUACCUAUAAUAUAUAUUUGAUUAAUAUGCAUAUAGCACAUUAUGCGAGAAUCAGAAAAUAUAAAUUGUAAAUUUUUAGUGAAGCAGAUUA
Messenger RNA from Drosophila rhopaloa, 10836 nucleotides. RefSeq names its product PHD finger protein rhinoceros (gene rno). Gene Ontology annotation, biological process: regulation of transcription by RNA polymerase II. Lineage: Eukaryota; Metazoa; Arthropoda; Insecta; Diptera; Drosophilidae. The transcript is spliced from 8 exons. Bases 746 to 10483 code for a protein of 3245 amino acids. The record is from RefSeq and is a predicted model, not a curated record.